CUCUCGCACUCUGCCUCCUUCUCUCACAUGCUGCUACUCUCACACACCUCAUUUCUCCGUUGAUGUCCGCUCGCAGAAGAAGGGGAGUCCUACCCCAGGCUGCGGUGACACUGUCUUAUUUUUUUCCCUCCCUGGAGCUGCGGGGUGAGUGUGGCACUCUCCGCCUCACGGCACCGCACAGCACAUCACGGCACGCAGGAGAAACAUUUGAUUAAAGUUCACACUGAUGGAUUUAAGCGGGAAUGACAGCGGAGCUGAAUCACGUCUAGCGCGUUAGCGGACGACAGGACCUGCAUGAUUAGUUUGUGGCUGGUGGUGGAGGAGCGGGCUGGAAAAACAAAAGUACUGACAGCAAAAAUUACCUUGAUUUUUUCCCCUCUAUUUUCCAUGUUUUAGUGAAGAAUAGAUUUUCUGUGCAUGGGACUGGGCUGGACAUCUCCAAAGAUUGCCUUGGGUGGUUAAAAUGCCCAAUUUUGUGGCACUGGAUUCCAGAAUAGUCCCCUCAGCACUCUUCUCUCCUUCCUAACUGCCUACUCAUCGUCAAAGUCACCCCUCGCUGAUCGGAUACCAUGAUCCUCAGUCACCUCCUCCCUCUCGUGGUGCUCCUCAUUUUGGAUUCUGCUGUGCCUCUGCCCACGGGAGAGAGCCAGUGGAAUGUCACAGACGUCGAUCAUGUCAAUGACACUUCCACGCCACAGACAGAUGUCCCUGUCGCCACGCUGAUGCGGCAGACUGACGGCAAAGUUCUGCGCCGCACCAAACGAGGGUGGAUGUGGAAUACCUUUGUUGUCAUGGAGGAGUACACAGGAAAUCUGGACCAAUAUGUGGGCAAGUUGCACUCAGAUAGAGACAGAGGAGAUGGCAGUAUAAAAUAUGUGCUUAUUGGCGAUGGAGCCGGCGUGGUGUUCGAGAUCAACGAGACAUCGGGCGACAUCCACGCCAAGAAGCGCCUGGACCGUGAGGAGAAGGCCUACUACAUUCUGCGCGCCCAGGCUGUGAACCGGCGGACCGGCCAGGCCCUGGAAGACUGGUCCAACUUCACCAUCAAGAUUCACGACAUCAACGACAACGAGCCCAAGUUCGAAAGAGACACGUUCCUGGCUACCGUGCCGGAGAUGUCCGAAGUGGGUACAAGUGUGGUUCAGGUCACAGCCUCUGACGCAGAUGAUGAGGAGUAUGGGAACAGUGCCAAGCUGGUGUACAGUAUACUAGAGGGGCAGCCAUAUUUUUCUGUUGAUCCCAACAAUGGCAUCAUCAGGACAGCCUUGCCCAACAUGAACCGGGAGAACCGGGAGAAGUACCAGGUGGUGAUCCAGGCCAAGGACAUGGCAGGCCAGAUGGGGGGGUUGUCUGGGACCACCACCAUUAACAUCACCCUCCUGGACGUCAAUAACAGCCCCCCACGGUUCCUCCACACUGGCUACCACCUCUCAGUGCCGGAGUCUGCGAAAGUGGGAUCUCAGGUGGGACGGGUGAAAGCCAACGAUGCGGACGUCGGGAAGAACGCUGAGAUGCGCUACAGGAUUGUUGGUGAUGACAGGCGCAACGGGCAUGAUGGGAGCGAAAUGUUCGAUGUGUUCACGGACGGCGCCACGCAAGAGGCUGUGAUUACUGUGAAGAAGCCUCUGGACUACGAGACCAAGCGUCUGUACCAGCUGAAGGUGGACGUGACCAACACGGAGCUGGACCCGCGGUUCCUCCACAUGGGUCCGUUCACGGACACGGCCACCGUGCGCGUCACCGUGCAGGACACGGACGAGCCGCCGCUCUUCACGCGCAACCCCUACAUCAUCGAGGUGCAGGAGGACACGCCAGUGGGCAGCUCCAUUGGCUCGGUGACCGCCCGCGAUCCGGACGCUGACAAUCAUCCUGUUAGAUACACCAUCGACAGAUACACAGACCUGGAGCGCCUCUUCAACAUCGACCCCAUCAACGGCACCAUCUUCACCCUGCAGCCCCUGGACCGUGAGCUGAACCGGUGGCACAACAUCUCGGUGGCGGCAUCAGAGAUCAAAGCAUAUGGUUCUCCCAAGAUCACUCCAAAUAAUGCUGGGCAGAUUACAAGAGUCCCUGUGUUCAUCAAAGUCAUGGACAUCAAUGACAACGCUCCUGAAUUUGCCAUGUUUUAUGAGACUUUUGUCUGUGAGAACGUGAAAGCUGGUCAGCUGAUCCAGACCAUAAGCGCUGUGGACACCGACGAGCCUCUGGUCGGUCACAAGUUUGUGUUCAGUCUCAGCACCAUCAACCCCAACUUCACCAUCGUUGACAAUGAAGACAACACAGCGCGGAUCUUGACUCGCCGUGGCGGCUUCAGCCGGCGGGAGACCAGCUCGUAUCUGCUGCCGGUGGUGAUCUCGGACAACGACUACCCCAUCCAGAGCAGCACCAGCACGCUGACGGUGCGCGUGUGCGGCUGCGACAGCCGCGGCAACGUGCAGUCCUGCAGCACCGAGGCCUUGAUGCUGUCCGCCGGCCUCAGCACCGGAGCGCUGGUGGCCAUACUGCUCUGCAUCAUCAUCCUACUCAUGAUCGUGGUGAUGUUCGCAGCCCUGCGGCGUCAGCGCAAGAAGGAGCCGCUGAUCAUCUCGAAGGAGGACGUGCGCGACAACGUGGUGAGCUACAACGACGAGGGCGGCGGCGAAGAGGACACGCAGGCCUUCGACAUCGGCACGCUGCGCAACCCCGAGGUGAUGGAUGCCAACAAGCUGCGCCGCGACAUCAUCCCCGAAAUGCUCUUCCCCUUCCGCCGCACCUCGCCGAUCAAGGACAACGCCGACAUCCGUGAUUUCAUCAGCGGGCGACUGCAUGAAAACGACUUGGACCCCACCGCGCCGCCGUACGACUCGCUGGCCACCUACGCCUACGAGGGCAGCGGCUCGCUGGCUGAGUCCCUCAGCUCCCUGGAGUCGGCCGCCACCGAGGGCGACCAGGACUUUGAGUACCUCAGCCACUGGGGCCCGCAGUUCAGGAAACUGGCUGACAUGUACAUCGGCAAGGACACGGACAGAGAGGCUUAAAGCGGAGCGGGGGGAGGGGGAAAAGAAAAAAAAGCGGUCGAGAACUGGUCCACUCUUGUGUCAGUCAAAAGGGCCGGCCAAUCAUAAUACGCACCACCCGCCCCUCGUAUCGUAAAUAUGGAGACUGGAAUAUACUAUACUCCAGUUCAGCUGACAGUGUAACCAGUCACUACUCUUAAGGAUUUUUUCAUGUUUGUUUUUUUUUCUUUUUCUCGAAAUCAGUAAAGAUGCCUUCAAAUUGUAGGAGUACAUUGUGAACAAUGGUGUGGAAAAUGUGUUUUGUUACUACGAAGAGCGAUAGUAGUCUUGUUACUAUCUAUGUUUAUGGCAAAAAAAAGAAACAAAAAAUUCAAUAAAAAAUAGCUUUUAUGACAAACUACAUUUGAAAUAAGUAUGUGUAUAAAAUGUUUUGCAGCAAUGGACAUAAUGUAUACUAUUCAAUAUCUUUGUUUUGAGAAACAACGUUCCUGUGAACAGUACAGUACAAUUUCUGUCAAGAUGUGAAUUCAUUUCAGCUCAUAGAAGUAGACUUGUACAAAGGGAGUUUGUUGUGUAGAAUUUCACACUCAAGUCAUGUUGUUUGAAUGCUGAGUCAUUCUGUUUUAUAAUUAUAUUUUUAUACUUAUUUUAAUAAUAAAAUUAAACCAAAAA
This is a messenger RNA of Clupea harengus (Atlantic herring), 3668 nucleotides long. RefSeq names its product cadherin 10, type 2b (T2-cadherin) (gene cdh10b). NCBI's taxonomy places the organism in Eukaryota, Metazoa, Chordata, Actinopteri, Clupeiformes, Clupeidae. The record is from RefSeq and is a predicted model, not a curated record. Gene Ontology annotation, cellular component: catenin complex; plasma membrane; adherens junction. Gene Ontology annotation, biological process: synaptic membrane adhesion; calcium-dependent cell-cell adhesion; adherens junction organization. Gene Ontology annotation, molecular function: beta-catenin binding; calcium ion binding; cadherin binding.